AUGUUUUUGAGCUUUGUUCGAUAUACUCCUCCUAAAACGCCAAGAAAUGUAUUUUUUCCAUGGCAUACAUUUUGUAUACAUAAGUCAGGUAGCUUUUUAGAAAAGAACAGAUUAGCUUUAAGAGUUCCUAUAAAUUUGACAAAAUUUGAAAUACGAGAAUAUUUAAGAAAAAUAUAUAAUGCAAAAGUAAUUAAGGUAAAUACAUUAAUUAAGAUACCUGAACGACGACGUAAUUUAACAGAUCAUAGAUUUAAUUAUUAUAGGAAUGGACCAAGAUAUAAGAAAGCUAUUAUUACAUUAGAACAUGAAGUACCGGAUAGUGUUAAAAUGAUACAGUCAUGUAAAAAUAUAGGUAGAAAUCCAUAUAUAACAAAAAAAAAUAUUACAUAUGGGGUUAGAAGUGAUGUUAAAAUUAGACCAACACGAUCUCAACUUUGGCAUAUGGGAGAAUGCAGAUAUUCAUGGAGAUUACCUUUAACAAAUUUAUUAUCUGACUAUAAUAUGAAUUUAAAUCCAGAUUUAAGAAUUGAUGAUGAUUUUGUUCAAUUAACACCUGACCCUACGAAACCUUUUAUGCAUUCAGGAAUUUCAUCUGAAACGACUAAACCAAAUAACGUUCCCAAGCAAACAUUUCCUCAUAUCGAUUUAACCCCUUGGAGAAGACAAGUAAAAAAAAUUUACGACUCAGGUACUUUGGCCCCUCCAGAAUCUUUUCCAGUUACUUAUAACGGAAAAGAAACAAUUGAAUAUUCAAGUGAAAAUAAAAAUGUCAAAAAAUCGUCAAGCAGUAAAUGGAAACCACCUUCAUAA
Molecule: messenger RNA, 810 nt
Organism: Plasmodium reichenowi
Lineage: Eukaryota; Apicomplexa; Aconoidasida; Haemosporida; Plasmodiidae
Product: mitochondrial ribosomal protein L23 precursor, putative
Exons: 2
Coding region: 1-810 (269 amino acids)
Biological process (GO): mitochondrial translation
Cellular component (GO): ribosome; mitochondrial large ribosomal subunit
Molecular function (GO): structural constituent of ribosome
Source: RefSeq, a predicted model, not a curated record